AUGGCUAUGCCCGCUUGGCUGUUUGCUGCCCCCAGUGGCCCCCGGGAGCGCCCUUGCCCCCUGAGCUGCAGAUGCGAUGGGAAAAUAAUCUACUGCGAGUCCAAUGCUUUUCGAGACGUGCCCAGGAAUGUCUCUGUCACCACACAAGGGCUGUCCCUCCGCUACAACAGCCUCAUGAGCCUGCGGUCGCACCAGUUUGCAGGACUGAGCCAACUCGUGUGGCUCUAUCUUGACCACAACUACAUCGCCACUGUGGAUGGACAGGCUUUCCAUGGCAUACGAAGACUCAAAGAACUCAUCUUGAGCUCCAAUAAAAUCACGCUUCUGCAAAAUAACACGUUUCAUGAUGUCUCCAAUUUGCGCAACCUUGACCUUUCGUAUAAUAAGCUCCAAGUUCUCCAGCCCAGUCAAAUGCUCACCCAGGGCCCACCGUGGAUGUGGACUUCCUUGCAAAAGCUGGACGUGUCCGGAAAUGAACUGGAAGACCUGGACCCGAGCACUUUCCAAUGCCUGCCCAAUCUGCAAACUCUUAACUUGGAUUCAAACAAACUGAUCAACAUUUCACAACAGACUGUAGACACAUGGAUCUCCCUCACUACGAUAAGUCUGGCUGGGAAUCUCUGGCAUUGCAACCCCAACAUUUGCCCUCUUGCGGCUUGGUUGAAGGCCUUCAAGGGUAACAAGGAAACCGCAAUGAUUUGUGCCAGCCCAAAGGAAUCCCAAGGCGAGAAAGUCAGCGAUAUUGUGGAGACAUAUAAUAUUUGCAGGCCCACUCCAAGCCCUAUCCCCACCACAACCACCACAGUCAAAUCCACAUUUAAACCCCAGCUGAAACCUCUCCCAACUCAACCGAUCGUGAAUAAUACGCCCAUUGCCAACAGGACAGCCCCGUCCACUAUCCCCACCACUUCUACCCCCAUCCGCUCCAAGGCCUCCCCAACUGUCCCAUUACCAGAUAGUGAGUUUGUGUCCUUCCACAAGAUCAUAGCUGGCAGCGUGGCCCUGCUCCUAUCCGUGGCUAUCAUUCUCCUUGUUAUCUAUGUCUCUUGGAAGCGGUAUCCCAGUAGUAUCAAACAACUCCAGCAGCGUUCGGCAGCAGUGAACAAGCGGCAGAAAAAGACAAGGGAGACGGAGCGUUCCCUAAACUCACCGCUGCAAGAGUACUAUGUGGACUACAAGCCGUCCCACUCAGAGACUAUGGACGUGUUGGUUAACGGGACAGGACCGUACACGUACACCAUCUCAGGCUCCAGGGAAUGUGAGGUAUGA
Molecule: messenger RNA, 1269 nt
Organism: Knipowitschia caucasica
Lineage: Eukaryota; Metazoa; Chordata; Actinopteri; Gobiiformes; Gobiidae
Source: the annotation of a GenBank genome assembly